AUGACAUGGGAUCUGACAAGCUUGUUUGUUGCUUGUAUAUCUAAGUCGACUUGGCCGCUGAGGCCGAUGAACGUAAAAUUAUCUCCCUGCAUUGUUAGGCGCAGACUCACAUUAGGGAGUCAUAUCAACAUUCCUACGAUGACCCGAAAUACCACCCAGCUUUGGAACUUGAAUUAA
This is a messenger RNA of Pochonia chlamydosporia 170, 177 nucleotides long. RefSeq lists its product as hypothetical. NCBI's taxonomy places the organism in Eukaryota, Fungi, Ascomycota, Sordariomycetes, Hypocreales, Clavicipitaceae. The record is from RefSeq and is a predicted model, not a curated record. The transcript has a single exon. The coding region runs from base 1 to 177 and encodes 58 amino acids.